Molecule: messenger RNA, 3162 nt
Organism: Heterocephalus glaber (naked mole-rat)
Lineage: Eukaryota; Metazoa; Chordata; Mammalia; Rodentia; Bathyergidae
Source: RefSeq, a predicted model, not a curated record
CGGUGUUAGCCAUAGAGGCUCCGUGUUAAAUCUUACCCUCCAUUGUAUAGAGCAAGGAGACUAUGUUACGAGGAACUGCGUCCUUGCCAAAUUAGAUGUUUACCUUCAGAAAUUGUCCUGGAACAUGAUGAACGUUUUGUAAACCCGAGAAACAAGAAAGCCCAUGAGGGUGGGGAAUUUCCAAAGAACUAGAGAACAAGGAAGCAGGUGUCUUUGGAUAAGGGUCAUGAUUAAUAACCAAACUCACCUGUGAAAAAAAGGGGAGGAGAAUAAAAAAGCGCAGCGGCAGUCUCUCUGGGAGGAUCCCAACUCUAUCUCUGCGUCUUUCUUUUUCUUCAUCCUCACUCCCCCAUUCAGGUGCUGUUCGACAAGUGACGGCUGGCUCCGUCAAGGUAUGCACCACCAUACCCAACUCAAAUUCUUUACAUAAAUUAUCAUUUAGUCUUCACAAAAACUCCUUAAGAGGUCAAAAAGAAGCUUAGCAGUUGGCAGCUACAAUUGCUGACUGGCUGAUGGCCAAGUCAAGUGGCUCUCAGGGAAGCUGGAGAAAAGAGACUGAGGAAGGACAUCUACAUCUGCACUGUCCAAAGGCCACCCUAGCUGCAACAGAGGAGGGGCUAGGCUGAAGGGAGAAAAUGAGAGAAGAGACCAACCAGGCAGGAGGUUCUCAACUGAGCAGGAGAGGCUGGAUUGGAUUAGCCUGUUGAUAGACUGGAACUGUAUGGCUUUUCUGUGCCACAGGUCCACGAAUCUGAAGGCUGUGACCUUCCUGCUGGUGGCCAUGAGUUUGUCAGCACUGCGCCUGUGGCUCCUCCAAGAAUUGGGGUCCCCGCUGGAGAAGAAGGGAGAGGACCCCACUGAUGUUCCCGCUGUUCCUGUGCAGCCCUUAGCACUGCACCCCAGGACCCCGUGUGUGGCCAAUGCCUCCGCGAACAGUGUGGCCAACUUUGAGCAGCUGCCCGCCAGGAUCCAAAACUUCCUGCUGUACAGACACUGCCGCCAAUUCCCGAUUCUCUGGGAUGCGCCAUCGAAGUGCGCGGGCCGCCGCGCAGUCUUCCUGCUCCUGGCUGUAAAAUCAUCUCCUGAGAACUACGAGCGCCGCGAACUCAUCAGGCGCACGUGGGGCCAGGAACGCAGCUACCGCGGGCGGCACGUGCGCUGCCUCUUCCUGCUGGGCAAUCCAAGGCCCGAGCAGGCGGCGCUCGCUCCGCAGCUGGCCGAGCUGGUGGACCUGGAGGCGCGCAAGCACGGCGAUGUGUUGCAAUGGGCCUUCGCUGACACCUUCCUCAACCUCACGCUCAAGCAUGUGCACCUGCUCAACUGGCUGGCCACACGCUGCCCGCAUGCACGCUUCCUGCUCAGCUGUGAUGACGACGUGUUCGUGCACACCACCAACGUGCUCAGCUUCCUGGAGGCGCAGUCGCCCGACCACCAUCUCUUCACCGGGCAGCUUAUGCAUGGCUCCGUGCCCAUCCGUGACAGCUGGAGCAAGUACUUUGUGCCCCCGCAGCUCUUCCCUGGGAAGGCCUACCCGGUGUACUGCAGUGGCGGCGGCUUCCUCCUAUCCAGCUACACAGCCCAGGCCCUGCGUGCAGCUGCCCAUCAAAUCCCUCUGUUCCCCAUCGACGACGCCUACAUGGGCAUGUGUCUGCAGCAGGCCCGCCUGGAGCCCAGUGGCCACGAGGGCAUCCGGCCCUUCGGCGUCCAGCUGCCCGGAGCCCAACAGCCCUCCUUCGACCCCUGCAUAUACCGUGAGCUGCUGAUCGUGCAUCGCUUUGCACCCUACGAGAUGUUGCUCAUGUGGAAGGCACUGCACAGCCCCACGCUGAGCUGUAGCCAAGGACACAGGAUCUCCUGAGGCCGACUGGGCUGGGUGGAGAAGUGGCUUCAGCCCCCAGGACCAUUACUUGUGACGUUUGCCUGGCUGAGAAUGCAUCUCUCCUGCACAGAUGCAUUUUGUCCGACCAGUAUCUUCACCUGUAUCUGAACCUCAGUUGUGCAUUGAAAUCACCUCGGGAAGGUUUCUAAAAACCUACAUCCUGGUAUAUUUUCUUGGCCUCAUCUUCAGCAGUUCUGAUCGUAAUUGACCUGGGGGUGGCUCCAGACAUGUGGGUGGGUUUUUUUAGUUCCUCCAUUGAGUCUAAUGUCCAGCUCAGUUUGAGGACCACUGGGCUAGGUAUGACUGUUUGUCCUGGCCAACCCAACUCCCCAAGCCUUCCAGGACAAAACCCACUCAUUGUGGGCAAUGGAGCAUUCAGUGUCAGGAUCAAUGUCACCUAUCAAAUGCAGUACAAAUAUGACUUUUCAUCUCCAUCACUUCCCCUACAAAUACACGAGCUGGGCUGACAAUCAUCAGACAAAUAUCCCCUCCCAGAAGUCAACCUGCACUUAGAACUGAGGAGUACCUGACAGCCUUCCCCCAAGUACCCUUGUGAAGUCAAAAUGCCCACUGUAAAAAGUGAAAACUGAAGCCCAGUCAAGGCAGGAGGAGGAGGAGGUACCAUCCAAGUGACCUUUCUGCCGUCCUGACCAGGGACCCCUAGUAGACAUAGCCACUUCUUUUCUGCUGGCCUUGCUUCUGAGCAGCCCAUAGCAUGUGCUUCCUGAAUGAUUUAGGGGUGAAUGAAUGAGCUGAUGAGUACCUGUCUGUCUCAGUGGUGUAGGCUGUAUCUGUGAGGACAUUGUAUUAAUUUCCUGGCUGCUGUAACAAAUUCCCUCCAGGUGUAGUAAUGAAUGCCUAUAAUCCCAGCACAUACAAGGCUGAGACAAGAGGAUUGCCAUGAGUUUGAGGCCAGCCUGAGCUACAUAGUCAGUUUGAGGCCACUCUGAACUACAAAUCAAGACUCUGUCUAAAAAAAAAAAAAAAAAUCCCAUAAACUUAUUAUCCUACAAUUCCAUCAUCCAACACAGUCUCAGUGGCCUAAAAUCAAGGUGUUGUAGGGCUGCAUUCCUUCCUGAGUACUGUAGGGGAGAAUCUAUUUCUUUGCUUUUCCCCUUCCUCCAUCUUCAAAACCAGUAAUGUUGCAUCUCUCUGUGCCUUACUUCCAGAGCCAAAUCUCUCUCCCACUCUUCUACUCCAACUCCCAGUGCUGGGUAUCAAACCUUGGUCUCAAACAUGCUAGACAAGCACUCUACUACUGAGCUACAUCUCCAGCCCUUUUU